Halichondria panicea is the source of this 1958-nucleotide messenger RNA. RefSeq names its product annexin A4-like. The transcript has 13 exons. NCBI's taxonomy places the organism in Eukaryota, Metazoa, Porifera, Demospongiae, Suberitida, Halichondriidae. The coding region runs from base 136 to 1815 and encodes 559 amino acids. The record is from RefSeq and is a predicted model, not a curated record. Gene Ontology annotation, molecular function: calcium ion binding; calcium-dependent phospholipid binding. Gene Ontology annotation, cellular component: cytoplasm.
ACACACCUCAAGGGCUGAGAGCUGACCUCCUACUUUUUAGCUUUUCUCUCGCUGAGCAGCAGUACAGUCGCGGCUUUGUACUCUUGUGUCUCUAGUGACCAGAUCCUUGCAGCAGUCUAUAUAUAUAUAUAUAUAAUGGCCUACCCUCCACCCGGUCCCCCUGGAGCUGGAGGUUAUCCUCCCCCUGCUGGGGGUCCUGGCUACCCCCCUGUUAGCGGCUAUCCUGCCCCUAUGGGAGGACUCGGUUACCCGCCCCCUGCUGGAGGUCCCGCUGGUUACCCCCCACAAGCAGGGUUCGCUAUGCCUAUGGGCGGCCCCCCACAGCCUGCAGGGCAAUCCUACGGUGCACCAGGAGCUGGAUAUGGACAACCACCUGCCACAGGCUACCCCCCUGUUAGUGGGUUUGGAGGAUAUCCUGGCCAACCCCCUGCGGCUGGCUACCCAGGCCAACCCCCUGCUGCUGGAUACCCCGGCCAACCCCCUGCUGCUGGAUACCCCGGCCAGCCCCCUGCUGCUGGAUACCCCGGCCAACCCCCUGCUGCUGGGUACCCGGGCCAACCCCCUGCUGCCGCUGGGUACCCAGGCCAACCCCCUGCUGCUGCUGGAUACCCCGGGCAACCCCCCGCUGCCGGGGGGUACCCUGGUCAACCCCCUGCUGCUGGAUACCCACAACAACCACCAACAAGUGGUUACCCAGCGCAACAGCCUCCUGCGACAGGCUAUCCCGCUCAAGCCCCACCCACUAACUACCCCCCUCAAGGGCAACCCCCUGCACAGCCAGCUGGUCACGCACCACCCCCCAGUCAACCAGCACCACCCACUCAACAGGUGACAGCUGCCAUGUCCAAGAUGACUGUAUCCCAGGGUCAUGGUACAAUCAUUGCUGCCGCGUCUUUUGACCCCGAGACUGACGCUGCCGUCUUCCGUAAAGCAAUGAAAGGAAUUGGUACGGACGAAGCUGCCAUCAUCAAUCUACUGGUUGCUAGGACCAACGCUCAGCGACAACAGAUCCGACAGAAGUUCAAGCUCAUGUAUGGAAAAGAUCUUAUUAACGAGCUCAAGUCUGAGUUGAGUGGCAACUUUGAGAACGCUAUCCUGGCCAUGUUGGAACCCUCCACCCUGUAUGAUGCCAAGUGCUUGCGUAGAGCCAUGCGUGGAGCUGGCACUGAUGAGGGUGCUCUCAUUGAGAUCCUCUGCACUAGGACCAACAAGGAGGUACUGGACAUCAAAGCCGAGUACAAGAGCCACUAUGGUCGUGACCUAGAGAAGGAUGUUGUGAGUGAGACCAGUGGACACUUCAAGCGUCUCCUCGUGUCAAUGUGUCAGGGUGCCCGUGAGGAGAACACUACUGCAGACAUGGAGAAGGCCAAGCGUGAGGCAGGGGAACUGUAUUCGGCUGGAGAGAAGAAGUGGGGCACUGAUGAGAGCAAGUUCAACCACAUCCUUGCCACCCGUAGUCAGGCACAACUUAUUGCCACCUUUGAGGAGUACAUCAGGAUUUCCCAGCGUGAUAUUCUCAACUCUAUCGAGCGUGAGAUGUCAGGUGAUCUGAAAGAGGGCAUGAAGACCGUGGUCAUGUGCAUGCGUAGUCGCCCCGCCUACUUUGCCGAGAAGCUGUACAAGAGCAUGAAGGGAGCUGGUACUGAUGAUGACACACUGGUCAGGGUGGUCGUCUCCCGUUCUGAGUAUGACCUUGUGGAGAUCAAGAAAGAGUUCCUUACUCGCUAUCACAAGACAGCCUACAAGAUGAUACAAGGAGACACCUCUGGUGAUUACAAGAAGCUCCUCUUGGCUAUAGUCCGUAGUGAUGUCUAGAAACACAGACAUUAUAUAUAGUAACAGCGACUGCUAAAUUUUAGUGUAGUAUUGUAGUUUGUGUGUGCAUGUGCUGGUCGAUGUAGCUAGAAACACUUGACUUGUUAAUUUUUAAUAGUUUAAAUAGAAUUGUUACUUUUUGA